AUGAAGGUUUCCCGCCCUCCCUAUUCUCACGGGCUCCUCCUCCCAAGCAAUCUCGACCACAACAGCAACCCACCCCGCGUCACCAGGGACAACCAACCACCACGGCCCCACCUAAAGAAGACCGUCUCCGAUAAGGGGCUAGUCCGCAAGGUCGGACUGCAACUCCACCGCCAGCAAAACCCACAGCAACAACAUAGAACAGAACAAAUCCAACAUAACACGACUCAGCAGCAGCGCCAGACAGAUGAACCGCAGAAGGAACCUACCCCAGCUCCUCUCGGCCUCGCUGCCCCAUCCGCUCUGCCCCCCUCAACACCGGAAGCGGAGGAUGACGGAAAAGCGACAGAAAGACCCCGCAUAUUCCAGGCCAAUGUAGGCAAAAUUCCCCCAGCCCACGAUUGCGCCCUCGCGCUUGCAGAUUUCGAAGAAUACGACGUGGUCCUUUUACAGGAACCGUGGACGGAGACAAAGGACGGCUGCUGUCUCACGAAAACCCACCCAGCCUACGACACCUUUUCACCGGUGUCCAACUGGGACAACACCACCAUACGACCCAGAGUCAUGGCAUAUGUUCGUCGUGACUCUAGGCUAAUAACAAACCAACAACAACCGUAUAUAACACGCGAUAUUCUAUGGCUCACGGUCAACAACGUGACCAUAGUCAACGUAUACCGGAGGCCCGACUGUGACGUAGCCCUGAACAUGCUUUUGCAGUGGCAACCACCGAAAGACUGCCUGCUGGCAGACCGGCCGCCCCUCUGGCACGGGCCAGGACAUUGCAAGCUGGGCAACGGACAAUGGCCUCAGCUUGCUGAACGAGGUGGACAUCCCGACCAACCCAUACGGCAACACCAUCGACUUGGCUUCCACCAACGCCCCCUAGCUGAGGCUUGCGUCGAGGACGACUUUGCGACCACCUCCGACCACUUCACGCUAAGCCUUACACUAUCAAACUUCUCGCCGGUCCUGAAACAGUCCGGUAAAAGGCCCUGGUGGACCUUUUACAGUCUGCUGCGAAGGCGGCCGGGCGCCCCAUACGGAAGGGAACUUGCAGCGCACCGUGGUGGACUGAAGAAUGCGCGCAAGCCGCAGCAGGCCAUCGAGCCAUCAGGAGACUCUAUCCUGGUGGGUAAAAUAAAGAUGUGCAACUCGCCAAACGAGACGUCCGCCAUGUGGUCCGUCGGGCCAAGAGACAGUACUGGCGCGAACUCAUCGACAGCUUCACCAACAGCAGCUCAGUCUUCAAAGCAGUGCGAUGGCUCAGAGCCCCAGGGACCUUCCAACCUCCACCCCUACAAGUCGGAGAUGUUGUGCAUAAGACACAGGCCGACAAGGCGAACGCGCUUCAGAUCGAUACCCUUCGCUCAGACAAUCCCGCUGGAGGAAGCCCGGGCCGCCACCAUCGGCACCGGCAACACCUCCCCCGGGUCUGAUAACAUCACAGUGAAGCUCCUCGAGGCCGUGUGGGAUGUCACUGGAACACACAUCCGUCGACUCUAUGAGGGAUGCCUCCGCGUUGGCCACCACCCGAAACCCUUCCAAGAGGCAGAGGUCGUCAUGAUCGCAAAACCUGGGCGGGGAAACCUAUCGAUUCCACGGGCCUGGCGCCCCAUAUCACUGCUCUCCUGCCUCGGCAGGGGACUAGAACGAUUGAUUGCACGACGUCUCGCGUGGGCUGCAAUCCACCACGGCGUGCUGCACCUCCAGCAGGCCGGAGCCCUUCCAAAGCGAUCAGCCGUCGACCUGGUUACAGCCUUGAUAUAUGACAUUGAAAAGGCGUUCGCCUGGAAGCUGGUGGCGACUCUGGUAACCAUGAACAUCCAGGGGGCCUUUGACACGGUCUUGCGCAACAGACUUAUCCUGCGGCUGCGGGAACAAGGCUGGCGGGAACAUCUAGUCAGAUGUGUCGCUUUUUUCAUGCACGAUAGAUCUGCCUGUGUAAGAUACCAGGACACCACCACUCCCGUCCUGCCCCUACAAUGUAGCUUGCCGCAAGGCUCGCCCGUCUCGCCGAUCUUGUUCCUCCUUUACACAGAGCCCCUCUAUUGCCUAGGCAAUCCUAUGGGCCGCUUUGGAUAUGCGGACGACACGGCCAUCCUCUGCACUGGCAACUCGCUGGAGGAAACAGCAGCGGAGGCAUCGGAACAAGCUGCGGAGCUCAUCGCCAGGGGCGCAGAGAAUGGCGUCUCCUUUGAUCCUGAGAAGACCAAGGUCAUGCACUUUUCUCCCUCGCCAAGAAAGCCAGAAACGGCACCACCCGUCUAUCACGGCACCGUCGAGAAGCGUCCCGAGCCUGCGAUGCGAUGGCUAGGCAUCUGGCUUGACCGGAAGCUAACCUUCAAGACUCACGUCGAGAAAUGGACGGCUAAGGCGCAAGCCGUGGCCUACCAUCUUAAGGACUCGGAAACACAAAACACGACCCGCUCCCCAGCGCCGUCCAAAGAGCCCAGCCAGUGCUGCUGUAUGGAGCUGAGGCGUGGUACCCAGGCACAUCCUGGCCCCGCUGGUCUCAGCCAUCUGACCACGCCACCCACGACCCUGCACAGGGAGAGCGGCAUACCCCCUGCCACUCUGCUGCCUGAAGCGCGCAGGAUCCGAUUCUCCUCCCGCCUCAAGGCGCUUGACGACGCCCAUCCACUUGCCAGGAGGACGCUCUCACCAGCAGCACCCGCAAUCAUCAAAGCCGUCAAACGCAAGCACCAAGUGCCACCCGCCGUCUUCCCAACCCGUCUCCGGAGGACUGAUAGGCUGCUGCCCUCAUGCCCGCGACCAGCCCUAAUCAGACCACGGUUCAGCGACGACAGCACGAUGCUUCAAACAGCAUCAGAAGAAGUCCGCAGCCGACUUCCGUCAAUGGCUGCAGUCGGUGCCACCGGCGACUCUGAUUGUGUACUCAGAUGGUCACUGUCCUCAGAGGGCGUCGCUGGAUACGGGUAUAUCAUCCACCAGAACAACCGGCCGGUGCUCGAUGGCUCCGGCCGACUGGGCCCGGCAGAGGUCUUCGACGCCGCGGCGAACGGAGCUCUAGAAGGUCUCUGGGCAGCCGUCGGCCACCCUCAGGCAACGGCAAACGAGAUCGUCGUCUGCCUCGACAACUUGGCAGCUGCGACAGGCCUGCGAGGCACGUCGUCCGACUCCUCGCAAGCAGCCUUCCUGGAGUUCCAGGACAUGGCUUUAGCCCACGGCAACACAACAGUUCGCUGGAUUCCCGGCCACACCAAUAUCGCGGGGAACGAACAGGCCGACGCACUGGCCAAGGCAGGAUGUUCCCGACCAGCGCCGCCGGAUGCUCUCCCAACAUUGGUGCACCUGCGACGAGUCGCAAGGAAACAGCCAAGGGAAGCAUUCGACGCCUGGUGGACAACUGCAGCUCCCGAGAGAUACAAACCUCUGAAACUCAAGGCAUCAACGCGCUGCGCCCCGGACCUUGCAACCCCACGCGAUUCAAACAUGCCAAUGCGCGACCCACCUGCUCAUGCGGACGCCCCAAAGAGCCAAAACAUCUCUUCUACUGCAGGAAGAUGCCGCCGCAUCACCGUCUGA
Messenger RNA from Metarhizium robertsii ARSEF 23, 3543 nucleotides. Its product is annotated as reverse transcriptase. Bases 1 to 3543 code for a protein of 1180 amino acids. The record is from RefSeq and is a predicted model, not a curated record. The transcript has 8 exons. Gene Ontology annotation, molecular function: nucleic acid binding. Lineage: Eukaryota; Fungi; Ascomycota; Sordariomycetes; Hypocreales; Clavicipitaceae.